AUGUGCAGCUACGACAAACGGACACAAAAGACCGUCGCCAUCAAGAUCAUUGAUUUAGAAAGUGCAGAGGAUGAGAUAGAGGAUAUCCAACAGGAAAUCCAGAUCCUGUCGCAGCUCGACUCCCCACACGUUACCAAAUAUCAUGGUUCGUUUCUCAAAGGAUCUAAUUUAUGGAUCGUCAUGGAGUAUUGUUCCGGAGGCUCGUGCUCGGAUCUGAUGAAACCUGGUGUGUUCAGAGAGGAGUAUAUCGCUAUUAUUGUCCGCGAAUUGCUGAGGGGGCUCGAGUAUCUGCAUUCCGAGGGAAAGCUUCAUCGGGAUAUAAAAGCGGCAAACAUCCUUCUUUCGGCCGGCGGGGAGGUCAAACUUGCAGACUUCGGUGUCUCAGGCCAGCUUUCUGGCACAUUGUCCGCCAAGAAGAAUACUUUCGUUGGUACACCGUACUGGAUGUCGCCUGAGGUGAUAAAACAAAGUGGGUACGACCACAAGGCAGAUAUCUGGAGCUUGGGCAUCACUGCUAUUGAGCUAGCGAAAGGCGAGCCGCCGUACGCAGAGCUACAUCCGAUGAAGGUUCUCUUCUUGAUUCCAAAAAACCCGCCUCCCACAUUGGAAGGCAAUUUCACGAAGUCGUUCCGCGAAUUCGUUUCCUACUGCCUCCAACGGGAUCCUAAAGAUCGUCCGUCUGCACGUGAAUUGUUGAAGCACAAAUUUGUUAGAAUGGCGAAGAAGACAAGCUAUCUCACCGAGCUCAUUGAACGGCAUGAGCGAUGGCGAGCGGAAGGCGGGGAACGAUUAGAAGAUGAAGAGAGAGACAACGUUUCCGAUCUUCCUGAAUCUGGCGACCCAGAAGAUCUAUGGGACUUCGGUACCGUACGACAUGUGAGCCGACCUGGUACGAUCGGUCGAAAUAAUAUACAGGUCUCGGGACCGCCGCUCACCUGGGAGAACAACGGGACGCCGCGCACUGGGUCUGAUGGUUCGGACAGUUCUAGCCUGACUCAACGGCCUGGUUCUUCUUCGAGCACCAGAUAUUCCUCACUUGCCACCAAGGGUGAUUUGCCACCGCUACCACCACCCGCAUCGCCGACGAAGAAAAAGGUCGACAACCAAGCUACCGUCCGCAACGGGCCGCCUUCCGCUUCUACGACUCUGGUUAAUAAUACUCGCGCUCCCCAAAGGCAGCCAUCAGAUGAGUAUGAUGACUACGAGGACCAGUACGCCGAAACCUACCCCGACCAUGCAAAUGUGGUUCAGCAGAAGAUGGCGGCCUUGCUAUUGGAAGAGGAUGACGAUCUGCCAGAUACAACCAUGUUGGACUCCGUUGUUCUUCCAGCGAUUGCUUCCUUAUUCCCUCGCGUUACUUCUCAAGAAGCCAGGGUAGCUCUCAGUGCUCUCCAACGCGCGUUUACAGAAGCCGAGCGCAUCAUCCCUGGCGUUACUCUUGAGCUCGUCAACGAAAUCGUUGAUUCCGUCGAACAUGUCGAAGAGCCAUAG
Molecule: messenger RNA, 1491 nt
Organism: Pleurotus ostreatus (oyster mushroom)
Lineage: Eukaryota; Fungi; Basidiomycota; Agaricomycetes; Agaricales; Pleurotaceae
Gene: SPS1
Product: putative protein serine/threonine kinase
Exons: 9
Coding region: 1-1491 (496 amino acids)
Biological process (GO): protein phosphorylation
Molecular function (GO): ATP binding; protein kinase activity
Source: RefSeq, a predicted model, not a curated record